Molecule: messenger RNA, 2135 nt
Organism: Abrus precatorius (Indian licorice)
Lineage: Eukaryota; Viridiplantae; Streptophyta; Magnoliopsida; Fabales; Fabaceae
Product: septum-promoting GTP-binding protein 1-like
Exons: 6
Coding region: 108-950 (280 amino acids)
Molecular function (GO): GTPase activity; GTP binding
Source: RefSeq, a predicted model, not a curated record
AAUGGGACCAAACCAAACCAAAGGCACAGACACGCAAAGCACAAGCAAUGGAGUUAUGAGCAUUGAGUAAAGGCAGAAGCAGAAGCAGAAGCAAACCCCACUUCUUGAUGGCAAAAAUCAUUGGCAAUGGCAGAAGAAGAACAACAACUCAAGUAUGCCAAAAAAUGGUUCAAGUCAACGUUCAAUGUAACAUGUUCCAUAGGGUCUCCUUUGCUGGCCGUUUCUUUCAUUUCAUUUGGGAUAAGAUCCUUUUUUGCUCUCUUGGAAGGUCCUCAACUGCUCCUUACUUAAGACUUCCCCUCCGUGACCCUCCGCCGCCGGCCACCGUCCACGGUGGCUCCAUGCAUGCACACCCCACCACCCCAUAUGACACUGACUCUGACUUGGUGAACCUCAAGAUUAGCUUGCUUGGUGAUUGCGAUAUUGGAAAGACUAGUUUUGUGAUCAAGUAUGUAGGGGAUGAGCAAGAAAAAAGGAGCUUGCAGAUGAAGGGACUUAAUCUAAUGGACAAAACUUUGUUUGUUCAAGGAGCUAGAAUUUCAUUUAGUAUAUGGGAUGUUGCAGGUGACACAGGGUCCCUCCAUCAAAUUCCCAUGGCUUGUAAAGAUGCAGCUGCAAUUUUGAUUAUGUUUGAUCUAACAAGUCGUCGUACCCUGAAUAGUGUUGUUGGAUGGUAUAGUGAAGCAAGAAAGUGGAAUCAGAGUGCAAUUCCAAUUUUAAUAGGAACCAAAUUUGAUGAUUUUGUUAGACUUCCCCCUGAUUUGCAAUGGACAAUUGUGACACAGGCAAGGGCUUAUGCAAGGGCAAUGAAAGCUACCCUUUUCUUCUCAAGUGCAACCCACAAUAUAAAUGUGAACAAAAUUUUCAAGUUUAUCAUGGCCAAGCUGUUUAACUUACCAUGGACAGUGGAACGAAAUCUGACUCUAGGAGAGCCCAUAAUUGACUUCUGAAUUGUAUUUUACUCUGAUUCAUAUGUAAAUAGCAGGACUAAAAGAAAAAAGGAAUGAAAAAGAAUCAAGAAAAUCCAAUCACAUUGGUACCUAAUUUACAUAUCUUCCUUAGGCCAUUUUAACUACACCAUGUAAAGGUGAGAAGGGUUAACUCAGUUUUUCUCUCACUGUUAUCACUCCAACCUUUCCUACUGUGUCUGAGGCCAAAAGACAUAGGCAUUCAGGUUUUCACAUUUGUAGCGCAUGUAUAACGGAGAAAUGUUAGCAAGACACUUGUUAAGUGAAAUAUAUUAGUGGAUCUCAUAAAUGUAGGUUCUAUGCAAUAACAAAUAUUAUUACAGAAAAUGUGAUAAAGAAUGUGUUGAUAGCAUUUCUCAUGUAUCAUAUCCAUUGCCUCAAAUGUCUUAGCACUAUCCUUAAUGUAAGGAAUAAAAAUGAUCUUUCCUAAUAUGAACUAACUUGAACUUGUAAUGAUUCUACUUGAUUGCAUUCAAUUCUGACAUACAAUUAGGUGAGUUGUGAACUGUGAUACAUGUGAUGUUAAUAUGAACUGUUUCUUAAUUGUUGGUCUGCUAGAUAUAUAACGUAGAUGUGUAUCGAUUGCUACCUUUAAUUCCCUUGAAACAUUUGUUUUGUAUAAUUUGAUUUUUGAAUGUGUUUGCUUGCUCACGUUAAGUCUUUUUUUUUUUUUUUAAUAAUUGGUUCCCGAAAAGUGUUAGCAUAUAUAAUUUAGUUCUCAAAUACGUUGAUUUUGCAUAUAUUUUGUUCCUAUUUUUUUUAUUAUUUUUUUUUGUUAAGGAAGAAUCAAGAUGUGAGUAAAUUAUUACAUUGGGACUAAAUUGUACAAAAUAAAAUGUUUAGGGACCAAAAAUAAAUAAAAAUGUCACUUUCAAGAAUCAAUUUAAUAUAUGGCUCUACAUAGUCACUCUUAUUAAAAUUAAACAAUUAAAGAAUACAAAAUUAUUAAACGGCUAAAGGAACUAAAUCUAAAAGAAGUUUUUUCUUUAAAAUUGAUCAUAAAUGGAUUUAAAUAUUAGAAUUAACGUGGUAAAAUACUUGUUGAAGUGUGUUCUAAGCAUACUCUCUUAAAGUCAAUAAAACCAAUUUUCCAAUGAAGCCAAUAUCCAUAAAAGCACAUUUUAGUAUGUUAUGAGCAUACUUUUUUAAGGUUUCAUAUUUAAUGUA